Messenger RNA from Nerophis lumbriciformis (worm pipefish), 3356 nucleotides. Lineage: Eukaryota; Metazoa; Chordata; Actinopteri; Syngnathiformes; Syngnathidae. The record is from RefSeq and is a predicted model, not a curated record.
GGUGGCUGGAAAAGCUCAGGCUGAAUUGGCAGGAAGUGUUCCUAGUUAGGGAUGGGGACACAGGGCCACUACAGGAGAUUCUAAAGACACAUUCCCCCGUUUUUGAUGGAGAACUUGGCAGCAUGAAAGACAUUACAGUUAAGCUGACAGUGAAACCAGGAAGCGUGCCAAAAGCUUUCAAAGCGAGACCUGUUCCAUAUGCCAUAAAACCGAAGGUGGAGGCAGAAUUAGCCAGGUUAGUGAAGAGUGGAGUACUGGAACCAGUGAGCACAAGCGAAUGGGCAACACCGAUUGUUCCAGUCAUGAAAAAGGAUGGAACUCCACGGAUCUGUGGUGACUUUAAAGUCACAUUGAACCCUGUCCUACAUGCUGAGAAGUAUCCCUUGCCCCUUAUUGAGGAGCUUUUUGCAGGCCUAGCUGGAGGCCAGAAGUUUAGUAAGAUAGAUUUAUGUCAAGCCUAUCUACAAAUGCAUGUGGAUUCAGAGUCACAAGAGUUGUUGACUAUAGUGACACACAAAGGCCUGUAUAAGUACCGCAGGCUCCCUUUUGGAAUUACCUCUGCCCCAGCACUGUUCCAAAGAGCCAUGGACCAGAUUCUCAGUGGGAUACCAGGGGUCCAGUGCUAUCUCGAUGAUCUGCUCAUCACGGGACCGGAUGAGCAGUCACACUUGAGGAAUCUGGACAUCACACUGCAAAGAUUGGAGGAAUAUGGCCUGAGAGUUUGGAAGGAUAAGUGUGAGUUUUUCCAGCCUUCUCUUGAAUACCUGGGGCAUGUAAUCGACAGCACAGGACUCCACAAGGCACCAUCAAAAGUGAAGGCUGUUGUAGAGGCUCCAUCUCCGAAGAAUGUAAGUCAGCUAAGGUCAUUCCUGGGCCUCCUAACAUACUAUGCAAAGUUUGUGCCUAACCUUGCAAAUGCAUUGAAGCCUCUGCAUGAACUUCUGAACAAAACUAAGAAAUGGAAGUGGACGUAUAAAUGUGAGACAGCUUUCAAGGAAGUGAAGACAGCGCUGUCACAAUCUGAGGUCCUCACUCAUUUUGACCCCACAUUGCCAAUUCAGCUGGCAUGUGACGCUUCACCUUAUGGUGUGGGGGCAGUAGUGUCACACAUAAUGCCAUCGGGCGAUGAAAGGCCCAUCGCUUUUGCAUCAAGGACAUUGAGUAAAGCAGAAAGCAAUUACGCCCAAAUUGAGCGUGAGGCACUAUCUAUAGUGUUUGGGGUGAAAAGAUUUCACCAGUACCUUUAUGGCAGAAAAUUCCCGCUACUGACUGACCAUCGGCCUCUCACCUCCAUUUUUGGUUCCCAUACUGGCAUUCCAUUGCUUGCUGCCAGCCGUAUGCAACGAUGGGCUCUUUUACUGUCUGCCCACCAGUACGACAUUAAAUAUAGGAAGGCAGAUCAGCAUGGAAAUGCUGAUGGGCUGUCAAGACUUCCACUGCCGGUCACACACAUUGAGCCAAACCAGGCUGAGAUAUUCUACUUCAAGGAAGCGGCUGCUACCCCAGUGACCUCAGCUCAUGUGAAAAGACACACUCGCAAUGACCCAAUCCUGUCUGAAGUUAUGGACAUCAUUGCUUGCGGCAGAAAAGGAGAUAUGACCCAAAGCUUAAAGCCAUAUCUGAUGAGGAGAAAUGAGCUUUCAGUCCAGUCUGGAUGCUUAUUGUGGGGCUAUCGUGUCAUUAUUCCUCCACCAUUAAGAGCAAAAGUGCUUGAUGAGCUUCACUCGGGGCACUGUGGUGUAGUGCGAAUGAAAGAAAUGGCACGCAGCUAUUUCUGGUGGCCAAGCCUGGAUGCAGCUAUAGAAGAAAAAGCCAAGUCAUGCUCUGCCUGCCAGAAACUGAGAAACCUCCCACAGCUGGCUCCCUUGCAUCCGUGGGAUUGGCCUGAGGAACCAUGGCAAAGAGUCCAUGUUGAUUUUGCUGGACCACUGGAGAACCACAUGUUCUUAGUUGUAAUUGAUGCUCAUAGCAAAUGGCCUGAGGUCGCUGUCAUGAAGAGCACCUCGUCAGAGAGAACCAUUGAAGAGUUGAGAUCCAUUUUCAGUCGUAAUGGUCUGCCACAGCAGUUGGUUAGCGACAAUGGUCCACAACUGGUGUCAGAAGAAUUUAAGGCAUUUAUGGAGGAGAAUGGUAUUCAGCACAUCAAGUCUGCGCCCUAUCAUGCGGCUACAAAUGGGCUUGCGGAAAGAUUUGUACAGGCUCUGAAGAAAGCUCUCAAGUCCUCUCCAAGCACGCAAACCCUUAACAGGCGCCUCAAUGCUUUCUUGUUGGCAUAUCGAAACACCCCUCAUGCUACCACUAAGGUGUCCCCUGCCUCAGCGAUGUUCAAGAGACAACUCCGCACUCGACUAGAUCUCCUGAAACCUCUAAAGACAAGAGAGGUUGUGCACCAGCAACAGAAGGCUCAAGUGGAAAGACGGGCAAAUGCAAAAUUGCGGAGCUUCAUGGUAGGAGACCGGGUUCUUGCUAGGAACUACACCAACGAUAUAAAGUGGGUGCCUGCGACCAUUGUUUCCAAAACAGGUCCUGUCUCAUAUACUGUAGAAACCAGUGACCAUCGCAUCUGGAGAAGGCACCUCGACCAACUGCUGCACACUUCUGGGUCUCAUGAUGACUCACGCCAGCCGACAUCUUUUGUUCCGGAGCUGUGUCCUUCCCUGGAGCAGCCUCAAACCCCAGACACGGCUGCUGUUCGAAGUACACCUGGAUUUGCUCCUAGCACACCAGAACCUGCACGAGUACCUGCCUCAGGUUUCACUUCACCCAGACCAGAACCCACACCAUCUACAGUGACCGAAGUGCCUAGAGGUCGUGUUUACCCUCAACGAGAAAGACGACCCCCAGAUAGACUGUCAUUGUAGUCUAGGCGCUGACCCGUGUCAUUGGGGCAGAAUAAUCCCCAGGGUUCAGUUUGGGAUUGAGGUAGUCCACCCUCAUUCUCUAGUUCAGGCAAGUGUUGUAUUUGUUUAAAGUUAUCGUUGAACAGUUUAUAUUUCACAAAAGAGACUAACGUGUAUUUUGAAGUUGGCUUUGAUUUUGUUAUUUUAUUUUUUGUUAAGGGAACCUUAAAAGUAAAAGGGGAGGGAUGUUGUGUAUUAACAGUCCUAGUUUUGUCCCUGCUGAGUUACCGUCAUGCCUCCUGCUCUUGAUGUCACUUCCUGUAUCAUACAGUGUUGUUGUUGACCUGGAGAAUAGUAAAUGUGAAGCUACAGAGCAACCGACGUUUCCGUGUCCUUAUAUUAUUAUUGGUGUAAUGCCCAACCAUAUAUAUGGGUAUAUAACAACUUUCGUUCUUCUUUCCCUUUUAUUUCUCUCCGUUGUCAAGUUUGUUGUAACAGAAAUACACAAGAAAAAAU